AUGCUAUCACGUCCACUCCUCCCCUGUGGGAAGCGCAAGCUCUACAGUGCUCUUGGGCCCUUUGCAGUAAAACAGUCACCCAGGAGUCGGAGUUAUGCGCCGUCUUGUGUCUGUGCAUUCUCACGCUCGGCGUUCACAAGGCGACAAGAUGACUCGAAGAAAGCUGUGCACGCGACCAAGCUUGCGGAGGCACCGCCCAGCAGAGCCGACAGCUCCGAGGUCACCAAACCAGAGUCUAUACAAAAGAAUGAAACCCUCAAAGCCGAACCAGAGCCCUCCAAGAAAGGAUCUCUCCUUUCGGAAAAGGUCGUCUCGAACAAAGAGCAACGAAAAGUUGACCUGGCCAUCAUGAGGGAAAUGGUCCAGUAUCUGUGGCCCAAGGGUGACUGGCCAACCAAGCUGCGAGUUGGUACAGCAUUAGGCCUUUUGGUUGGGGCCAAGAUCCUCAACGUCAAUGUGCCCUUUUACUUCAAAAACAUUGUGGAUUCUAUGAACAUUGAUUUCCUGGCUGUUGGAGGCACUGCCUGGACGGUGGCGGGAUCGAUGAUAGUGGCAUAUGGCGCGACUCGUAUAGGCGCAACGUUGUUUCAGGAGGUGCGGAAUGCGGUCUUUGCCAGCGUUGCACAGAAGGCCAUCCGCAAUGUGGCGCGCAACGUCUUCCAGCAUCUAUUACGGCUGGACCUGAAUUUUCAUCUAUCAAGACAGACCGGUGGAUUAACAAGGGCGUUGGAUCGUGGUACCAAAGGAAUCAGCUUUUUGCUGACGUCCAUGUUAUUCCAUAUUUUCCCAACGGUGCUGGAGAUUUCCUUGGUCUGUGGCAUCUUGACAUAUCAGUAUGGGGCGCAGUUCGCUGCGAUCACGGCAGCUACAAUGGUCGCAUAUUCGGCCUUUACUAUCACUACGACGUCGUGGAGAACCAAAUUCCGCAAGCAGGCCAACGCAGCUGACAAUCAGGGUGCUACGGUGGCGGUCGACACGCUCAUCAACUACGAGGCGGUCAAAUACUUCAACAAUGAGAAGUUCGAGGUCAACAGAUAUGACGCCGCCUUGAAAAAGUACGAGGACGCGUCAAUUAAGGUCACCACAUCGUUGGCAUUCUUGAACACUGGGCAGAAUAUGAUCUUCUCCAGCGCCCUCGCAGCCAUGAUGUAUAUGGCGGCGAACGGGGUGGCGAGUGGUUCAUUGACGGUCGGAGACUUGGUCAUGGUCAACCAACUCGUUUUCCAGUUGUCAGUCCCCCUGAACUUCUUGGGUUCGGUCUACCGAGAACUUCGACAAUCUCUCCUCGAUAUGGAGACUUUGUUCAACUUGCAAAAAGUGAAUGUGACGGUCAAAGAGGUUGCGAAUCCGAGACCGCUGGCAUUGACGAAGGGCGGCGAGAUCAAGUUUGAAAACGUUACCUUUGGCUACCAUGCCGAUCGGCUCAUCCUCCGCAAUCUGAGCAUGACGAUACCUGCGGGCAAGAAGGUUGCCAUAGUCGGACCCAGUGGCUGUGGGAAAUCGACCAUUCUUCGACUUCUGUUCCGGUUCUACGAUGCCGACUCUGGUCAGAUCCUGGUCGACGGACAGAAUAUCAAAGAUGUGAGCCUUGAUAGCUUGCGGCGGAGUAUCGGUGUUGUCCCCCAAGAUACACCACUGUUCAACAAUACAAUCGAACACAAUAUCCGGUAUGGCAACGUCGAAGCAUCCUUGGAAGAAGUCAAGAGUGCCGCGAAGCGAGCUCACAUUUUCGAUCUCAUUGAGCGGCUGCCAGCUGGAUGGAAUACUAUGGUUGGCGAACGAGGCAUGAUGAUUUCCGGUGGUGAAAAGCAGCGGCUUGCUGUUGCUCGACUGAUUCUGAAAGAUCCUCCUCUCCUGUUCUUCGACGAAGCGACGUCGGCGCUGGAUACUUAUACCGAGCAGACGCUCUUACAGAACAUCAAUAGUAUCCUGAAGGAGAAGGGUCGGACCAGCGUCUUUGUCGCACAUCGGCUUCGCACCAUUUUUGAUUGCGACAUCAUCUUCGUCCUGAACGAAGGCAAAGUCGUCGAACAAGGCACCCACGCCGAGCUUUUGGCGCGUGAAGGCCUUUACGCUGACCUCUGGGCAGCUCAGGAAGUGUCAAUUGGACAAGACAUGACGCUUGAACGAUCCCUGGAGGAGAAGCGACAGAGUGACGAAAAGGAGACUCAAUCUUGA
Messenger RNA from Fonsecaea nubica, 2178 nucleotides. RefSeq names its product iron-sulfur clusters transporter atm1, mitochondrial. Gene Ontology annotation, molecular function: ABC-type transporter activity; ATP hydrolysis activity; ATP binding. The record is from RefSeq and is a predicted model, not a curated record. The transcript has a single exon. Gene Ontology annotation, biological process: intracellular iron ion homeostasis; transmembrane transport. Gene Ontology annotation, cellular component: mitochondrial inner membrane. The coding region runs from base 1 to 2178 and encodes 725 amino acids. NCBI's taxonomy places the organism in Eukaryota, Fungi, Ascomycota, Eurotiomycetes, Chaetothyriales, Herpotrichiellaceae.